Messenger RNA from Ficedula albicollis (Collared flycatcher), 1922 nucleotides. It is a transcript of the gene MAPKAP1, whose product is annotated as mitogen-activated protein kinase associated protein 1. The transcript has 13 exons. Gene Ontology annotation, cellular component: cytoplasm; plasma membrane; TORC2 complex. Bases 254 to 1822 code for a protein of 522 amino acids. Gene Ontology annotation, biological process: TORC2 signaling. Lineage: Eukaryota; Metazoa; Chordata; Aves; Passeriformes; Muscicapidae. The record is from RefSeq and is a predicted model, not a curated record. Gene Ontology annotation, molecular function: phosphatidylinositol-4,5-bisphosphate binding.
AAUCUGCAUGGAACUGCAGAAAUGGCAAGGGAAAAAACCACAGGCACACCAAGGGAAUUGUGGAGGCUGCACCAGCACGUCUGGAAAGGCGACGGGGACACAGGGCCAGCAGGUCCGGAACAGGCACCACGAGGAACAGGAACAUCUGGGAACACCUGUGAACAUCUGCAGCUCCAGGAGGUGUGAGGUACGUGUGUCCGUGAAACAAGAUGGAGAGAAGAUAGUAGAGUGAGGUGGUGGCCCUGUGGACAGCAUGGCUUUCCUGGACAACCCCACCAUCAUCCUGGCUCACAUCCGGCAGUCGCACGUGACCAGCGAUGACACGGGCAUGUGCGAGAUGGUCCUGAUCGACCACGACGUGGACCUGGAGAAGUUCAACCCCUCCUCAGCCUUUGGGGACAGCGGGGCAGAGCCCCAGGGCAGCAAUGGGGACACUCAGGGCUAUGUCUAUUCCCAAUCUGUCGAUAUUACCUCAAGCUGGGACUUUGGGAUCCGAAGACGAUCGAACACAGCUCAGAGACUAGAACGUCUGCGGAAAGAGAGACAAAAUCAAAUAAAAUGCAAAAACGUUCAGUGGAAAGACAGAAAUACUUCUUGCUCAGCAGAGGAGCUGAGCUCACUGUUUGAGAAGAAGAAUUUCAGAGUGAAGUCGCCAUGUUCUGGGAAGCAGUCCAUCCUCUCUGUGCGCCUGGAGCAGUGUCCACUGCAGCUCAACAACCCCUUCAACGAGUACUCCAAGUUUGAUGGCAAGGGCCACGUUGGUACAACAGCAACCAAAAAAAUCGAUGUCUACCUCCCCCUGCACGCGAGCCAGGAGAAGCUGCAGCCCAUGACCGUGGUGACCAUCGCCAACGCCAAGGUGCACGACCUGAUCGGGCUCAUCUGCUGGCAAUAUACAAGUGAGGGACGGGAACCCAAGCUGAAUGACAAUGUCAAUGCCUACUGCCUGCACAUCGCCGAGGACGACGGCGAGGUGGACACCGACUUCCCCCCGCUGGACUCCAACGAGCCCAUCCACAAGUUUGGCUUCAGCACCCUGGCCCUGGUGGAGAAGUACUCGUCCCCAGGGCUGGCAGCCAAGCAGUCGCUCUUCGUGCGCAUAAAUGCUGCUCAUGGAUUCUCACUUAUUCAGGUGGACAGUAUGAAGGUCACCAUGAAGGAUAUCUUACAAAAGGCCUUAAAGAGAAGGAAGGGAUCACAGAGAGGCUCAGGUCCUCAGUAUCGGCUGGAGAAGCAGAGUGAACCUAAUGUCCCAGUAGAUUUAGACUGUACCUUGGAGAGCCAGAGCACUUUGGAAUUCUGCCUUGUCCGGGAGAACAGUUCCAGAGGAGAAGAGGUGUCAGAGGAGGAUCCCCAGAUCGACAUUGCCACGGUGCAGGACAUGCUCAGCAGCCACCACUACAAGUCCUUCAAAGUCAGCAUGAUCCACCGGCUGCGCUUCACCACGGACGUGCAGUUAGGUAUUUCUGGAGACAAGGUAGAGAUAGACCCUGUUACUAAUCAGAAGGCCAGCACUAAGUUUUGGAUUAAGCAGAAACCCAUUUCAAUCGAUUCUGAACUCCUCUGUGCCUGUGACCUUGCGGAAGAAAAAAGCCCAAGUCAUGCAAUAUUUAAACUUACAUAUCUAAGCAAUCAUGACUACAAACACCUUUACUUUGAAUCAGAUGCUGCUACUGUCAAUGAAAUUGUACUGAAGGUUAACUAUAUUCUAGAGUCACGAGCAAGCACAGCCAGAGCAGAUUAUUUUGCUCAGAAACAAAGAAAACUGAGCAGGAGAACAAGCUUUAGCUUCCAGAAGGAGAAGAAGUCGGGCCAGCAGUGAGGCCAAGCCUCAAGGAGAGCCCGUGUGCUGCUCCCUGCCCGUGCUGCAGCUGGGACUGUGCUGCUCCUGCUGCUGGGACUGUGCUGCUCCUGCACCCAGG